GAGAAACGACCUUGGCUUCUUCUUGUAAUAAACGAAUCAAAACACGGAACCGAUAUGUUUGGCGAGUUCUUCUCCGAACCGGAGCAAACUCAAUAUCACUAUGAAUCGAAAAGAUUACAAGCCUCGCACUAGUUGCGUGUUCUAUGAGAGAUUAUUGUUUCUAUGUUGUGUCUAACAAGAAAAGAUGAGACCCCUAUUUAUACAAGUAGAUCAUAGGUUCUCCUAGAUAGAAAAAAAAAAGGAAAAACGUUUUGAUCCUAGAACUAAAAGGAAAUACUUUCCUUUUUAGACUAAUAUCUUGAUGUCUUGUUUUAGGUCCAAAACCGAAGCCCAUGAUAAGCCCAUCAGAUGGCCCAAGAGGCACCAAAGCCUCACAUUCUCCACCUUGACUCUUUGGGACAUUUCAUAGAUUUCUCCGUCUCUCUUAUUCUUCCUUUGGCGACCAGAAACUUCGACGAUCUCACCGUCUUCUCCGAUGACCGUUCCUCGACGCCGCUUCACCGGAGUUGCAUGCUAUCUCCGAUCCUCGCUUCUCUCUCUCGCCCCUGUUGAUUCCUCUCUUCCUCUCUUCGAUUCCCUGUGAACCAAACACGACCACGACUUCGCCGUCGUUCGUCUUCACCGACGUCAGCUCUCACCGCUUCCGCCAUAGAUAUCUCAGCUUGUCCCUUGAUGAAUCCAGCAACACCUUGACUUCGUGAUUCACCGGUGACAAAAUUCCUCUUGCUCACCUCACGCCGCCGUUAAAAACCAAAACCAGACUUGUCAAAGUCCAAAGCUUCGUGAUGUCGAUGUCUCUUCACCACCUUAGCUCCCUUAGCUUUGCUUGCUGCCACACGUACUCCUUCAGACUCUUCGUAUAGACAACUCUUGUCUACAACCAUUAUUCUUCAAAAGUGAACGAGUCGACAGCCUUGUCACCUGCAGCCACACGAGACCUACUAAGGCAGAACCUUGAGGAUCUCCAAGCAUGUCUCGAACUUCUGUCCAGGGAGCUGAAGAAGAAACCAACAAGAGUUGGCCUCCAUGGCUUAAACCUCUGCUUCAAGAGAAGUUCUUUGUACAAUGCAAAUUACACGCAGAUUCACACAAGAGUGAGUGUAAUAUGUACUGUUUAGACUGUACCAAUGGUCCUCUUUGUUCUCUCUGCCUCUCUUUCCACAAGGAUCAUCACCCCAUUCAGAUAAGGAGAUCAUCAUAUCACGAUGUGAUAAGAGUAUCGGAAAUUCAGAAAUUUCUGGACAUAACAGGAGUUCAGACAUAUGUGAUUAACAGUGCUAAGGUUGUCUUCUUGAACGAGAGACCUCAGCCUCGACCAGGUAAAGGUGUUGUCAACACCUGCCAAGUCUGUUAUCGCAGCCUCGUUGAUUUCUUCAGAUUCUGUUCUCUUGGUUGCAAGAUCUCUGGAACGUCGAAGAAUUUCGAGAAAAAAAGAAAGGAUUGGACAAACAAUAUUUCAGAUUCUGAUGAUUCGUAUAGCAGUACUACUACUAGUAUCGAGAGACUCAAGAAGAACAAUGACAUUCUUAAUAACAAUAGUUUCACGCCAUCAACACCACCACUAUCGGCCGUAAAUGGCCGAAUAGUGAAACGAAGGAAAGGAAUUCCGCAUCGUGCUCCUUUUGGAGGACUUCCGAUGGUAAUGUAGAAUUAAUGCUCGUAACACUCACCAGUAGUGGGGGGGGGGGGGGGGGGGGUAUGUAUUUGUAUAUAUAUACCUGUAGUGGUCUAAAGCGAUGUAUAAAGAGAAGCUUAAAGUUGCCAAAAAAAAAGAGAAGCUUAACAUGAUAGUGUGAAAUAGUAGAUACUAAAGGUUAAAAAGUGGGGAAGAUUAUAGAAUGAAGAAUGAAAGAAAUGCUUUUUUAGGCUCAAAGGGUAAUAUGUAAAUACAGAAUACUGUUUGGGGAUCAAAUAAUAGUAAUAAAAGUAUGUGAUAUAAUGCAAAUGUUAAUGAAAUAAAGGCAUUUUUAACAUUCGAUGUACUUGUUUGUCUCUUUUUAUAGUAUCUUAUUUAUUAGUUUCUUUAA
Molecule: messenger RNA, 2027 nt
Organism: Raphanus sativus (radish)
Lineage: Eukaryota; Viridiplantae; Streptophyta; Magnoliopsida; Brassicales; Brassicaceae
Product: protein RGF1 INDUCIBLE TRANSCRIPTION FACTOR 1
Exons: 9
Coding region: 971-1648 (225 amino acids)
Source: RefSeq, a predicted model, not a curated record